UUCCAAGAUGGAGGAACAAGAACAAGAAAAACAAGAACAUGUGGAACAUAAACAAGAAAAAUGCUAAGAAAAAUAAUCUGAUAAAAUUAAUACAGAACAUUGAUGAGAUGGACACUGUUUUAAAGGCAAUCCAGGCUGUGGAGACACUUGUUUCUCUUAACACUGAAGAUUCAAAUACUGCUUCAGAACUAGGAGAGCUAAAGAAUGUUGAUUACACUAACACAGAGACUGCUGUAGAAAAGUUUAAGACUACUGAAGAUGAUGUUAAGACUGCAAAGUUUAAGACUACUGAAGAGGAUUUUAAGACUGCAAAGUUUAAGACUACUGAAGAGGAUUUUAAGACUGCAAAGUUUAAGACUAACGAAGAUGAUGUUAAGACUGCUGUAGAAAAGUUUAAGACUACUGAAGAGGAUGUUAAGACUGCAAAGUUUAAGACUAACGAAUGGGAUGUUAAGACUGCUGUAGAAAAGUUGAAGACUGCCGAAGAGGAUGUUAAUUCUAGAAAUAUUUAAUUUUCAUAUAUAUUUGUAUUCUUUUUUGGCAACUAAGAAUUUUUCAAUUAAUUUU
Messenger RNA from Eurytemora carolleeae, 567 nucleotides. RefSeq lists its product as uncharacterized. Lineage: Eukaryota; Metazoa; Arthropoda; Copepoda; Calanoida; Temoridae. The record is from RefSeq and is a predicted model, not a curated record. The transcript has 4 exons. The coding region runs from base 39 to 512 and encodes 157 amino acids.